AUGCGGAGGGGGUGGGCGGGAAGCCCAGGUCAGCGCCGGGGCCACAGUGGUCCCCACCCCAGACGACCCACAGACCGAGCCAGCCCCACCAUCGAGGGCGGAGGGGAGGCGAUGGGAAACGCGCCACUGCCUCACCCACCUCCAGCCUCCGCGGGCCCAAGUCCGCCCCGCCCCCGACAGUCCUUCCGAGGCUGGAUCUCUGGCCGGCGCGGGGACCGCGACCCGGGCUGCAGGAGGCGGGGGACCGCGGUCCCUGUGUUCGGCUGCUCUGCCUGGGGCACCGGGACCGUGGCCCCUGGAGGCUGA
Rangifer tarandus platyrhynchus (Svalbard reindeer) is the source of this 306-nucleotide messenger RNA. The record is from the annotation of a GenBank genome assembly. Lineage: Eukaryota; Metazoa; Chordata; Mammalia; Artiodactyla; Cervidae.